This is a messenger RNA of Porites lobata, 25698 nucleotides long. NCBI's taxonomy places the organism in Eukaryota, Metazoa, Cnidaria, Anthozoa, Scleractinia, Poritidae. The record is from the annotation of a GenBank genome assembly.
UUGAAUCAAGAGAAAUGCCGAAAGUAAAAGCAGUCAAGAAAACCAGAGAACAUGGUCAAAACAAAGUUUACCAACAAGGUGAUUUUUUUCAUUCCUUUUAGGCUUACAUGUAUAUUUAAGAGUUCACCUCUAAACAACAGCUAACCUGCGUAACAGGCGCUUUAUUAGCCAAGCGAGGCGAACGCGACAUUUUGCGCGAAGUGCGAGACGAGGGGAUUAGAAAAUAAAGCGCCUUUAACCAAUCCAUUGUUCUGGCUCCCCCCCACGUUCACUACAUGAACGUUGACCAACUUUGCAUUUCCAGUUCUUGGUUUCACAUGUAAAUGACGUCACCAAAAUUCAAAUUAAGAAACUAUCGCUUCUUCUGAGUUUCUACUUUCAUGUGGUAUAACCACAGGGGGCCCGCACAAUCUGUUUGUUUAGCUGAUUGUUAUUUUAUAGAAAAUGUUCUGGAUUUACCGUUUGCCUCACCUAUAGCGAUAUGUGGCUAAUUAUGAAUAUAAAUCAAUGAUAAAUAAACGUUGAAUUACCUUACCUGUGGUAUAUAGUAGAUCUUUUGCCUCAAAAGCGGUUUUUUGAGCGAUUUUGAAGGAGUUUUAGUUCGCCAAAAAUCGCAUCACUCCGCUUUCAAACUUCGUGGCAAGAAGGUCGAAAGAUUCACCCUCAUACCUUCUGAUCGAAAAUCCACCCAAACAGCCCAGAGCUAGCGGUAAAAGAAAAUUAGAAUCCCACAGUAUUGAGUGGCAGGGAUGCGUAGCAAGAUUUAUACAUGUACGUGCCAGCCACAAACCGUCCUGCUGAUUGCCUAUUUUUUGAUUGGAUGUCGUUAACCAAAUGGUUGAAUAAUAACUGAUGGAAAGAAGACUUGGUAAGCGUUUAUUAUUUAGUGACAUCCAAUCAAAGAGAGGCAAUCAACAGGAUGGUUUAUGCAUUCCUGCUGCUCGAAUACUGUGGGAUUUUAAUUUUCUUCGACAGCUAGCUCCGGGUCAUUUGGAUGGAUUUUCAAACAGAAGGUACGAGGAGAAACGUGAAUCUUUCGACCUUCUUGCAACGAAGUUUGAAAGCGGAGUGAUUCGAUUUUUGGGGGAAAAAUCACUCCAGCACUGGAGCCCUUUCAAAACAUGGAUUCCACUUUUGUCCUUCUAUUAUACUGAACAGUCAACGGUGAACUCAAACUCCUUCAAAAUUGCUAAAAAUACCGCUUUUGAGGCAAAAGGAUGACUAUAUACCACAGGUAAGGUAGUUCAAUGUUUAUUUAUCAUUGAUUUAUAUUCAUAGUUAUCACUAUAGGUGAAGCAAACGGUAACUAUAAAAUAACAAUCGGCUACACAAACAGGUUGUGUGGGCACCCUGUGGUAUAACAGCACCUUAAACCUUUACACAAACAAAUUUUCUGUUCUAAAGGGUUCUUUGUUUGGUGACACUGGACACUUGAAUUUCAGACUUUUGUGUGACGUGGCAUUUACUGACGGCCAGGAAAGCUCUUAUGUGGGUUAAAAAUAUUACCGAUUUUGGCCUAUUUUGCUAUCUAAACAUUCUUUGUCUCAGAAUAAAUAUUACUUUAAUCUUUAUGAGUUCCUCAAGCAAAGAAUUCAUGCAUUAGUAAGAAAACUCAAAAACAGAUGUUUCUGUUGGUUUCCGGCGGCCAUGUUUGUGCCCCUGAAAGAGACACAAACUUGGCGUCUCCAUACAAAGCUUCAUAAAUUUGGGUAAAACAUGUUUCCGAAUAUCUUGCAUAUGAAAUAUUGUACAGACCUGAUUCUUGUCAAGGCUUUUUGUACAUUUAUCUUCUUUUAUUUCCCAGAUUCUAGACUUUCUGUAUUAAAAGGUUUCCAUUUUUUAAUUUUGAUGGCGUGAUAGUGAAAACCACCAAUUGGUUAAUUGAUGACAUGUUGUUUUUAUUCCCGAAAUAAAUGUUCCAGAAAUAAAAAAAAAAAACAAAAGAAAUGUUUAAAAUUAUUGCUUAAGAGGAAAGAUUAUGAUGUUCUUGGAUUUACAUUGUACUUCCAACUAGGUUUGGAAAAAGCCUGAUUUACUAACUUUUUGGAAUUAAGUGUUGAUAGGCCAAACACAACUCAUAAGCUCCUGAUAAUGUGAAAGGUGACCUUGGAAUUUGUUUGAACAACAUGUUUCUUUCCUGCCACUGUGUUUGGACAUAAACUAAGCUUUGACUGAGCAAAUCUUACUUUUGCGGCACUGAGUCUUACAUUAGUGAAGGUGAUUCAUGCCCUCGUAGUUUUCAUUUCCUGUGGUUUAUGCUGCUGUUGGUGUUGGUGUUGGUGGUAGCCAGAAAGGUGAGACUUAUCGAGUAUUGGAUUGUGGUUUGAUUGGUCCUUUUGACAUCACCGCUGUCAGUCAAUACUAACCUUGUGGGCAUACAUUAGGUGGGGGGAAGAGCCAGAACAAGGGACUGGUAACAGGUGCUUUAAUAUUUUUCUCCCCACCUCGUCUUGUGCUUUGUGCAAAAUGGCAUGUUUGCCUUGCUUGGCUCAUAAAGCACCUGUUAUGCAGGCUAAACAACAGCGCUCCCUGCGACAUUUAGUCAUCCAAUGAAAUUAGAGGUUUUAUUAAAAGAAGUGUGAGGCUACUCGUUCACUUAGGAACAUGGCCUCUCAAAGACUUAUAGUACAAAAUCAAUUGGUAAGAUUUCCAUAUAACCCUAUAAAUUUGUUUAUGAUAAUUUAUAAAUAGAUUUGUGGAGUUAUACGGAAAUCUUAUGUUAUGCAUGCAGCAAUUUCAUACUUUUUCCCACAAACACUUUAAUAUGAAUAUAGUCAAAACAUUAUUUUAGCGAAGCUCUUGUGAGGCAGUGAAUCGCCACUAUUUUACAUGAAUUCAAUCAAAGCUUAGAGAGAAAGAAGAAUUUGUCAUCACCUGUUUACAUCCUCAAGGAAAACUACUCAUCAGGAAAUUUUUUGCCUUAGUUGUGCAUGCAGCGAUGGCAAAGAAAUCUGACCGAAAAGUGCAUGUCAUAAUGCACGUGCAGAGUAAUGCUUUCCUUGUUAUAGGCCCAUUGCUUGCCAAAUUUUUUGACUUUGCUAAAUACUAAACCUCCCUAAUGAAACCAAUUGGAUGGAUGUAGGUACAUGUACAUGUAAGCUUCAUUUUUGGCCUUCUAUAUCAUUACUUAAUAAAUAAAGUGCAGUGCUACUGGGAAAAUUUCAAGCAGUAUAUGUCACUUGAAGGCUGCAAUCAGCAGUUCGUUUUGAUUAUUUACUUGUAUCAUUGAAAGAGCUCUUCUUUUGUGACUCAAAAAUGAAAGAUUCUCACUUCAAUUCAUGAAUCUUAAUUUACUAACACUAAACGAAAAGAGAAUUGAACUUUCUGAGGCUUCCCCUUUUCAAUCACUAUUUGGCUGGACCGAGGACAUAGUAUGCAAAAUUUACUUUGGUAUGUUAUCUAUAACUUUAGUUUUAAAAUUCAACCUGUAGACUGAAAUGUUUUUGCAAGUCGAAAGAACAUUUCUUGUACGUUGUGUACACCAAAAGUUGGCUUUCUUAACACACUUAAUCGCAUAUGCCUGACUUCAAAACAACCCAAGUAAUUUAAGGUGCUGUAAAGGAAGCAAAAACAGCAGAACAAAAUUCACUUGCAUUGGCAUUAACUUGAUUUUCCCACCUUUGCCAGCACCAGGAAAACCCCCAAUUAAGCUUAAGAAGGCAAACAGAUCAAUAUAAACACUCGGAAAAUUUCAUUUGUAUUGUAACCUUAUUUUCUUCCCGAAAAUUACAUCACAAACUAAGUGAAACUGGCUGGACCAAGGACCACCUACAUUGUACUGUAUGAUUGUGAUGUAUGGUGAUGUGGAAUAGCAAUAAUAAUGAUGAUGAUGAUGAUGAUAAUAAUAAUAAUAAUAAUAAUAAUCAUGUUGAGAACAGCUGGACUAUUACAAAAAGUGUUGGCUGUUUAGGGACUCAAAGGACUCCUUUGGGAGCUUUAGGAACUUGUUGUGGCUAAAAGUUCUGCAAACGUGCUUCUAAGGUAGUUUACCAUUCCUAAGAAUACAUGGACUUCAUGAACAUUCUUGGGUGCAGGUACAUUUAAAUUUACUACGGCUGCAACUUUCCUGGAACCACCUCAAUACCAUUUACACUAACAUCAUUGCCUAGGAAUUUGAUCUUGGGAACUCGGAAUGUGCACUUGUUGAUGUUAAGUGUAACACUAGCCUCACUUAGAUGUUCUAACACUUUCUAAUCUUUCUAAUCUGUAAUCAUGUAGCUCUACAUGUAUGGUGGGGACAUGAACUAGGACAUCAUCGAUGUUGCAUUCAACUCCUUCAAGUCCUUUUACUCUACUCAAAACCAGGGCUAAGUCCAUAAGGCAGCACAUUAAAACAGUACCGACCCCAAGGUGUGAUGAAGGUCAUGAGUGGUCUUUGAGCUUCCAGCCAGAAUCCGGAAUUUGAAUUGAGCUUCGUGAAGUACUUUGCACCUGUAGCUUUCCCAAGGUGAGGUCCACAGAUGGGAGGGAGUGAUUCUCGUGCUGAACAUACUCAUUGCGCUUAGUUAAAUCUACACUCACUCUGACUUCACUCCUUAGUUUGGUGGUAACUACCAUGGUAGCACACCAUUCAGUUAGGUGGUCCACUGGUGAUAUCACUCGACUCUCUAACAUUCUUGCAAUUUUGUGCAUGGUGUCUUCAUACAGUGGCAUAGGGACUUUUUUUGGCACAGUCAGUGCAAAGGGUUUUACAUCAUCUUUUAGCUUGAUGGUGUACUCAUCUGUCAUUGUUCCCAGUCCUUCGAACAGCGAUGAGUAGUCAUGACACAUCACUUUUGCCUUAAAAUCAUCAGUUGUCAUUUCACACAAUCUUGAUAUAAGAUAUAAUCUUGCUGCAAUAGAUCUAGUCAGGAGUGGUCGUGCUAAGCUUUCUACAACAUACACAGUUUCUAUAUUGAAGUUUGGUUGUAAGCGAGAGUAACUGUGAAUUUUCCCUUACAGUUCAUCCUAAAAUUGCAUGGACCCAGAAGCACUUUAGCAGUAGGCUUAAGCUGUACUGUAUCUGCAGUUCAGUGUUAAGGACGGUAUUGUAUGGGAAGACAGUUACAUCUGCAACACUAUUAACCCAUUCGCGCCGAAAAACGCGUUUUGAAGCUGGUCGAGUGGUUUUCUGGUCACUGUCAUGCUAUAAAGAGCUAAAACUUACCACAAACCGGUUUACAGGUCGUACACUUGGCGGCCUUCUGGUCCAGAUGCAAAACAUCAGCUUGCGAAGUUUGGGCAUGCGCAGAAAACAAAAUUUCGAGAUGACACAGCAGUCUUGAAUUUUACUUUUCGCUUUUUCUCCUCCCUUCUUUUUUCACUUUUCUUGUCUCAUUUUUUUUUUCUCUUGCUGGGCAUUUAGUAGGCUUCAUUUUGGUGGGAAGAGUUUUUAGGAAAGCUUUUAGGAACUUAGGAUUAGGUGAAAGGAAAGGUAGGUGGGCAAUGGAACAAGAUUUUCAUGGAGAUUUUCAGGUCAAUUUCACGUGGUUUUUUGCUUCUUUCUCCGGUGUCCUUGACUGAAUUGUGCUCAUUCUGGUAUGGUUUGAAAGAUCUCUUCACUCUACACAAGUUAGCGAAGAAAGUUGUCCUUGACCGUUAAAACUGAUGACAUCACAAAGGGUAGAAAGGACCUGGAUCCGCACGGGCGGUUACGGGCGGUUCAGGGGCGAAUGGGUUAAGCUUGAAGUUAACUGGUUUCCACAAGGAUGGUUGCAGUCCAUAGUGACUUUGUGGAGUUGCUUUGGACUUCACUAACAUCCACGAUUUCUCCUAGGAUCGGAGGAAAGAUUCUUCUUCAACAACUUCAAAUAAUUUUCCUGGUUGUGAACUUUUACAAGCUUGCACCCAAUGACCAGUUUUUGAACACUUGUUACACCUGGAGAACCUUGCAGGACGUGUUUUCUGUGGGUGCAAAUUUCCAAAGCACUUUGGCACUUUUGAUCAGGAUUUUUCUCUUUGGAGCUGUUGGAAGGUUUCUCAGUCUUUAGACUUGUCUUGUGAUUUCUCUUUGAAGUUUCCUCUCCUUCUCGUGAUUUUCCUUUCGCAAUGCCAUGGACUGUAGAAUUGAAUCUGCCAACAAGAAUGUUUUGUUGUUGUCUCACUGUCUCUCUUUGUCUCACUAAAUUUGUAGUUUUUUCCAGGGUGAGAUUCGGAUCUAGUUGAAGUUUUCCCAAAAUUUUGCGGUUUUGUAAUCCCACAACAAUAUGGUGCGAAUGAGCUGUUCUUUUUAACCGCCAAGAUUGCAGUACCUUGCCAGGCUAUACAAAUCUGUGAUAAUACUAUCCAUUGAUUCUCCCAUUUGUUGACUUUUUGAGUUGAAUUUUGUUCUUUCAAAGAUGACGUUUUCUUUUUAUGAUGAAGUAAUUUUCGAAUUUAUCCUUCACUGCUUCAAAAUUCUUCUCCUGUUCGGCGGUGAAUUAGAAUGAGGUGAAUAUAUCGUCGGCUUGUUCACCCAUUUGUGUGAAAAUUAAUGUUUUUACUUGAUUUUCACAGGUUUUUUUAUCAAGCCCAAUAGCUUGGUGAAAUCUCUCAAACCUUUGAGUCCACUGUGGCCACUAUUUCGGUUUGAAUGAAAAUUUCUGCGGUGGAGUUUAAUACUGGAAAAUUAGGAACCAGUUGGAAGUUUGGCUGGACAACUUGCGGUUCUGCUAUCACAGGUUGUUCUCCCGUGCCCACCAACAUGCUGGGAGGAUUUUCUUUGUUUUCGGCUUUGUGGUCUGUCAUUUCCACGCUGUUUUGCUAGUUCAUCCCUGGCUACCCAGAACUUGCCAAGGCUGUUCAUUCAAAGGCACAAUAACAUAGCAUCAGAUAUCCACUGGAAGGUGUGCCAGAACUAUAAUGUUAUAACAGCUGUUGUAGAAAAGGAAGAGUCAAUGAUUUUGUGUAAUAUGCCAAUUCACACUGAUAGAGAAAUACACAUGUAGUGGCUAAUAAACCAGACAAAAAAUAAUCAAAAUUGAUGUGAAUAGGAAAUACCAGAUUAUACUGUAGAAAGUGGUGCUCUUUCCAGGGGAGUUGACAGAUUUUGCCUUUCUUGCCCAUGCCAAAAGUUGACAAAAACCAUGAAAAAGUAUAUUUAAAGUGAACUCUUUGUUAUCAAAUGUCCAUGCUUUCGACCCAGUGCAUCAGUCAUUAAACAAACAAGCCAAGGAUUAUAAAUGAUGAUGAUGAUGAUGUUGAUGAUGAUAAUUUAUAGUCUUAUUCAACUUUGAAAAAAAAUAUGUACUUAAUUUACAGAAAUAUUUGAGUAAGAAUUAAGCACUAUAUAGUAUUAAGAAUUAUAUAAAUCAUAAAAAUAGCAAUCACUGUGUCAAUAACGAUUUCCCAAAUACAUGUACAUUCCUUGCAGCUCAGAUGCGGUCAAUAACUCUUACAGGCAAACAGGCAUUAGGGGCUUUGUUAGCGCCAUGAUUUAAUGGUGCUGAUUAAUUUUUGAUGAUAAUAAUAAUGAUAAUAAAAUAAUAUUAAUCAAUUUUUAUUCCUAGGUCUGCAAUUUAAGACAGAUCAAGGCCAGCAUAUUUUGAAGAACCCUCUUAUCAUAACCAGUCUUGUAGAAAAGGUUUGUUUCAAUACUUUCAUUUUAAAUCAAGCUGUUGGCCUACCUGUACUUGUACCAUUCUGGAGCAGCUUUUAAAUAUCUUAGAGAUCAACCUUCAUGUUUCAGAGCUCUCACUAAGAUUUCAGUUUGCUGGAUGUGAAAUUAGUAGGCUUGGAAUUGAACAGCUAGGAAGUUCUUUUGGCUGUGUUUGUCCAUUUGUUUUCUAUGAAAGAAUCUGGGGGUCAUGCUCACAUUGGCCACAAACUGAGCCCUUAAUAGUGACAGCCCUGUGCUCUAUUCUGACAUCAUUAAUUUUUGUUGAGUACAAAGUAUUCCACAAAAUAAUGUAAGAAUAAAACAUACAUGUAGGGCUGCAGCCUGCUUCAUGGAACUAUUUUUAUGUGACUCUUUUUUUUUAUUACAGGCAGGUUUACGUUCUACAGAUACUGUUUUGGAAAUUGGUCCUGGGACAGGGAAUUUAACAGUGAAAUUAUUAGAGCAAGUAAAACAGGCAAGAUUAUUAAUACCCAUUAUUUUGACUUUUCAGAUUUGAAUAUUGUAGCAACCUACAUGUAAUUCAUAACUAAGAUACAAGUACAAUGUACUGUUAAGUUGAAGUUUAGAACUGUUUAUUUCAUAGAAAUUUUGCUUUUUUUGUUUUCUUCUUUUGCCACUAUUUGGAGUGAAAGGCUGGUUUUUUUUUUGAGAAUUGAAUCUGUUUUGUUCAAUUUAAUGGUAAUUUUAGAUUUCUUGUUUGCGUUCUUGCUUCAUGUUAAAUCAAGAUUAUUACUCAUACCUUGAAUAAGCUGUCUGUAAAAACACUUUGCCAGAAGUGGUUUUUCUUUUAAUACAGUGAAGCAUGUAUUGAGGUAGAUGCCGAAUUAAGUGGACAGUAGCCAAAGUCCCCAACUUUACUUGAAUUUCCAUAUUUUUAUUUAGUUUACUGUAAAUGAAACCUUAUUAAGCAGACAACCCUAUUAAGCAGAUGUGGACAGUAGUUUUAAAGGUACAUGUACACUUCCACCAUCCAACCUGCCAAACACAUGGGGCCAGUUAUUUAAACGGCGCUGUUUUGCCAGUUUUCAACAAAACUGCAUUUUAAGCCAUAUAUUUGUCAAUUUGCUGUAAAUUUUUUUAUGCAAAGGCCAUGAUCAGUUUUAUGAAAGAAUUUCGGGUAGACCAGAAUUUGCAUUUUUCGUCUUAAAAUAUCCCACUAAAGAAUAGAUCUGGAGGUCCAAAGAUUUCCUAAACCACGGUCUAAUUUAGACUUUAUUAAAUAACCAACCCGUAAAAUCUUAAGAUUUCAACCCAUAAAUUUGUCAAUAAUAAGGAGGUACUUGACAGAAGAUGUAAUAAUUUGCAUUAAAACAUACACGUACAUGUACUGUAAUUAUUGUUAACACUGUCAAAUACUCAAGGAGAAUGAAAUAUUAUAUACACGUACACAUUCACAAAUUUUAAAGGCUAGUGUACAGCAAAUGCUUUGUUGGCGAGUUUAUCUUUUCAACAGUUACGAGGAAGGCACUGAGUGACAAUGUCAUGCAUACUCACAUUAACCUGUUGAUCAGUUUACGUACUGUUAUCUCAUUAAUUUGUUUGUAUAGAGCUUAUUUUACUCAUUUUAUCUCUUAAAUUUUGAGGUGCAAUCUCCAUUUAGUAUUUUGUAUUAUUGGUCCACUGAUAUAAAUAAAUUGUUGUAAACAUAUAAUAUAUGUUAUAAAAAUGUAAUAUGAUUGUCACUCACUGUUGGAGUAUUCCAAGUGUUUUCAUUGUUCAUUUGAAUGAUAUUUGACUACUCAUAGAGCAUUCUCUAUCAAAACCUGUAUAAGGUGGACACCUGUAUUAAGUGGACACUAGAGCAAUCCCUGAGGGUGUCUUCUGAGGUUUUACUGUAUUAUUCAGAUCAUGAAAGAUACAGUGUGAUCAUUAUCUAUUAGGUUAUUGCUUGUGAAGUUGAUCCUCGGAUGGUAGCUGAGCUGCAGAAGAGAGUUCAAGGAACGUAAGUGAAUUCCUUAAACAUUAUUUUACUAGAUAACAUCACAAUACUGCUCCUGUUAAGUUCCCUUGUUUUCAGCAAAAUUUAUUAUUGCUCAUCUGUCUGGUCAAAUACCCGUAAGUGCAACAUAAGAAACUGCAGUUUGCGCAGAACUUUGCAGCACGAAUUGUACUUAGUCUCAAAAAAGUUUGAUCACACUUCACAGGGAAUAAAUCCUUAAGCUGACUACCUGUUAGUGACAGAGUUUAAUUGAAUAACGCCGUAAUGAUGUUUAAUUGUACAUGUAUAAACAAUCUUGUUCCUAAUUACUUGGCCGAGAAAUGUGGCUGACCAAGUCAAAUUUGCAUGAGAAGAACGAGACAGAGUAGUCAGCUGAACAUUUCGAGAUGCCAUCGAGCUGUUGGUCAGCGGUCCUUCUCCUACCCAGGGGCAAAGCUUUGAAAUGGCAUCAGUGAUACUGUUAAAUCAACUGACUCAGUUAACAUCUUUACUGUCAAACGCAGAAAACCGUGAAUGGCUGAAAAAUUUCAGGAAAGUUGAUUGUGUAGUGACCAAUCACAAUGAAGUUCAAGACGUGGGCAAACCACAAAACCACAAACUAACUAUUCUUGUUGUUUGUGGUUUAGGCUUCUCACGCCUUACUGGCUCUCUCUUCGCAACACAAAAACAUUCCAUGAAUAUUUCUGGUGUUCACGGUUUUGUGAGUUUCACAGUAAAAGGUGACUUGUAAAACCACAGGUAGCCCAAGCUCGAAAUAUGAGCAUCGGCAAGCAUCGGCAUUGUUGCGUAACAUUCAAAAUAUAAAGGAUUUUGUGGGGAAAAAACCUACAUGUAUCAUUUCUGUAACCUACGAAAAUGAAAGGAUUUCAAUAAAAAACAGCUUACCUUACUGAAAAUGAGUGUUACUUCUCUCCUGUGUGGUCCACGGGCCGAUUUAUGGCCGUUUUAUGGGUUUUUAUGUAAACGAUUUUCUCUCUUUCUAAAGGUUUUACAUCGAGAGAAAACUGUUUUUCUUUGUUAUUUUAGCAUUUAACAUGACUUUGUUCUGCCAUAGACCUCAGGCAAGCAAACUCCAUGUAAUGGUUGGUGAUGUACUCAGGACAGAUUUGCCAUAUUUUGAUGUGUGUGUAGCAAAUCUCCCUUAUCAGGUAAGGAGUGAUUUAUUUCUAAUACAUCUACAGGCAUAGACAAAACAUACCAUUUGAAUCUCAGUAAGUCUGUUUAUGAUGUCAACACCCGCCAGACCUACAAGAGUGUUUGAAGAAGCCAAGCGUAACACUUUUGAAAUGUUUGAGACAACCAUGAAAACCAUGUUCACGUUCAAAUGAUUAUAAGCUUUUUCAUUGAGUCGGAGGCACAUGUUGAGAUGUACAGUCGACUCCCAGGCAAUAACUCGAACCUUCAAGGGAAAUUGAACAGAGCUUUGAGGUAUCAGGAAUUUUAGUUAUCGGGAACUUAAAGCAAAUGGCCGGACAUAAGGGAUAAAAAAAAAACAGUUUUAACUGUACGGUGAACAUAUUAAUCACAUUUACUAUAAUUGUAGAAAUGUUAAGUGAAAAUGGAGUGAUGAAUCUAGAUUAUAAAUCAGAAUGUUCAAAACAGAGCCUAAAUAGCCUAAAUAGUGCAUACAUUUUACUGUUAGCACGAGGUUGGAGUUGGCAAGUGUGCGAGUCAUCGGGAGUCAACAGUGGUCGAUAGCUGAAAUGUAAUAAGCUUAAGCUAUUUAUACAACAGUUAAAUUUUAUUGUGCUGUGAGAUUCUGAACCUAGAGCUAGAAAAAGUGGUGAGAAAUGGGUAUAAAGUAGUGAGACGUCCCAAAUUUCCAAGUGGAAGGACUUCCAGCGGGGAUUAUGGGUAUUAGAAGUCACAUAUCACUUUAAAGCUGGAGCUGUAAACAUCACCAUCAAUUUUACGAUGUAGGAUUUGUGAUUUCUACGUUUUGCUGGCGGCCAUCUUGAAACAUGAGAAACAGUAAGUCUGCGCAUUUGGUGGCAGCGGCAAGUCGCGGUAGGCUAAAAGAAUGUAAUCAAACGUGACUGCUAAAGGUUUUCUUUGGAUUGAGUUGGCUAUACCUAACUUGGACACGACCCCUUCAGCGCCAAAAUUUUUUUCUGAGUUUGAAUUUUCGAGAAAGUGUGAAAAAUCAGUUGCCAACUCAUGAGAGCGUGAGAUACGUCGUGAGACUUAGCAAGUCUGGAUCACUGAUAAUUCAGGCUUUCACUUUCUUACCUUUAUAAUUUUCUUGAAAAGUAGGCAGCUCGAAACUUGAAGUAGCCUGUUCUUUAGCCAAUUGUCGGCACUUAAUAAUUGUAUUUUAGUAUAAAACCUGCAGCCAAGGGUUUCUAGCAAACACUUAGUGUCUUGGUGUUAAGAAAAAUGAUUUCCUUUAUUCAAAAUACCACUAAUUUUGUUGUUAUCAUGUUCUUGUGUUCACAGAUUUCAUCCCCAUUUGUUUUCAAGCUUCUUCUUCAUAGACCUUUCUUCAGGUAAUGGCUGUUUAUUGGUUUGUACCUUGUUACCAGGCCCUUGCUAACAGAUUACAGUAAUGAGGCACUAUUGAUGACUGUUUCAUUGAAUCCUUGAAUGGAUCGACUCAAGUUUCCUAACAGGCCCCAAUAGGUCAUGGUGGUCUGUCUUUCUUAGUUGAUUCUUAGGCAGAGGUAUUAACGCUUUAGUUGUCACGAUACUAAGGUCUUAGAACUGGGUUCUCAAAAGUCUCAGUAAUAAAAAAAUAUAUUAUUCAUGAAUUGUCACCCAACCAGAGCGCCUCUUUCUGGUCAGGUGGAUGAGUUUAGAAACCCAAUGAAAAACGAGUUGAAGACCAUACGUGUUUAGAAACGAUUUCAAACCCAUGUGUAAAAUGUUUCUUAAUCUGCAUAUUCAUACAGCAAGAGCAACGCAGGAAGAUGAAAAACUUACUUUCAUCAUAGAGCUGCAAUACACUUUAGAGUAAGCUUAUUUACUGCUACCUUUGAGUGUAACAGUAUCAACGUAUCAAAAUGAAUAAUGACAAAUGACAUAUAAAGCAACACCACUGCGUCUUUUGCCCGAAGCAUCGAGAGGAAUAAAAUCCUACUUCUCAUUCUUUCUCACGAUGAAACGGCGUAUUCCGCACACAAUAUGGUAUAACGUUUUGGCUGGAUAUCUUUCCUUUGACGGUUUGGCAACUUCUUAAAUAAAUGAAGGCUUAAAGCAUCUUUUUUAACUAACGAAACUUCCAAGGACUCAGCUUUGUGCAGAUCAUAAUGUUUGAAGAGACCACCCGGUUCCAACGUCGCAACUUUACGAAAUCGAGCUCUUCGCUAAUCAUCAAAAAUCCCAGCCGCCCUUUUGGUUUUAUAUCGGAUAGACAUACGUAUAGCGCUGGCCACACACGUUUCUUCUCCUUCGCAAGUUUUAGGACAUCCAAAUCUGCACUCUACAAUGUGUAUUGUGAAGCAACGUGUCUGCUCAGAAGUCACAAACAGCAUUGAAUGCAAAUGAAAUAAUGUAAUCACACACCAGCGGGUACCAAGUAGGUUACAGGUUCACAACUCAAAUAAAAUGUGUUUGAAUUAAGAAAACGUAUUGAAAUGAUAAUUUCUACUAAUUUCUUUGUUGGAGAAGUAAUUUCCAGAAACUCGAAAACAAUAAUAAAACCACUCGGCCUGCGGCGUCGUGGUUUCAAAUGUUUUCUGGCAUUAGGUAACCUGAUGUAACCAUCCCACUCGGUUUUGAAAUAGCACUCAAAUCUCGGCUUUUGCUCAUGACAUUCACAAACAGCAAUUAUAAAAUCGUUAUAGUAGAAUAUUUUCCUAACCAAAUUAAAUAAGGUGAGUUGCUUCAUAUCUCCUUGUGCACUGACAUCAACCAAAAAAAAUGUUGCUUGUGUUUGUGAGCCCUUAAGCAAUCCUCCUAUUAAUUGUGUUUGUAACUCUGAUCAAUACACACUGAACUGUCUACCUUGUUAUUUAUAACAUAACCUAAAGAGAAAAACUUGAAUUUGCUAUGGCCUGCUAACAGAAUAGGGAAAUGAGAUGAGUAUUCAUUCUCCACUUUUCUGCCUUGAUGUUUUCUUGUAACUUAUCCACUUGAGCUUUCUUCCGGUGUGCUUUUUCCUUUGUUCCUUCAGCCACUUCCUCUGAGCUCUCGUGCGAAUUACACCAUGGGUCUGGAUGCUUAAAGAUUAGACUUGCCCCAAGGUCCUCUGCGAAUUUAUGUGCUUCAGCAAUUAGCAAUGAAGGCCAUUUCUCGGCCACUUUCUCUUCAACCUUUUAGCGGCCAUCAUGGAGGGGUCUGGGUUCUGAUACAGUUUUACUUAAUUUUUGUGAGUUUCUAUUCCUGCUCAACUGAUCGCAACCCCUGCCCUCCCUUGUCCAUGGUUCGUACAAUCUUGAAAAGGUCUUGAAUUUUAGUAGUCGUCUUGAAAGUCCUUGAAUUCGGUUAAAGUCCUUGAAAAGUAAUUUAUUUCUUUAUGAGGUAUUGAAUUCCUCGAAAUUCACUACCUUGUCUACGCCCGACACAAUUUUCUGUAAAAAUUAGAUUUUUUGCCACUGAAAAGUUGGCUCAUCCUUGGUGUAAAAAGCUGUAAAACUCACUGAUAACGUAAAAUCGUAAGUGACUCCAUGACGUGUUUUAGCCAUGCAUGAGGUGUUCAAAAGGGGGUUAAAGAAUGCCGAUUUAUUAAAUAAAUCUUAGUCGUUGAAAACUAUUAUUUGUCCUUGAAAAAAUCCUUGAGGAGUACUUGAAAUUUGUAUGUCUGAAGUUGUACAAACCAUGCUGGUCUCUUGACAGGUGCAAUUCAGCCGUCGAGCUGAGUGGGUGUUUGCCUCCACUCUCAUGAAUGAUCUUUUUCACCUCUCUGUCAAUUGAUCUAAGCUCAGUGAUGGGCCAGUGCUGGGUCAACAUCAAGUAGGUAAAUAAAGCACGGGAAGAGCAAACUGGUUAGGAGCUUUAACACGGCUGACACCGGAAAUAGGACAACUGCAAACUACCGACAUCCCUUGUAGAUAAGCCUUUGCCGCAAGCUCAGAAGUCUGCUUUUCAUCCUGCAACACAGUCUUUUGCAUACUCCUGGAAACUUGUAGGUAGAAAUCGCCUUCAAACUUUUCAACAACUGCCGUUUGAUCCUGCCUGAGAUCUGUUGUGUCAUGCAUUAGUGAUUCUCUCCUGACAUUUAUGACAUUGCACCUCUCGGGGUUCCAGUUUGGAGCAGGGAAAAUGAAUGAAAAUCGUCAGUCAGCGACUGCUUAAGCUCUGUGCUUUCCACAACCUUUGUAUCACUAACUCCUACUUCGAGACAAAACCUCAGCACAAAGUCUCUUGGAGACACUGGCAUCCAAGGCACUGGCACCCAACUGGAUCUGAUUCUGGUUAGGCCACUGCGGGACAGAAAUGGGAGAAACAUUACUCCCACCUCUACUCCAGAGAGGACAUCGUGUCGCCCACGGCGCUUUAUGCCAACGAAUGCCUACCGUUCAUGAAAGAGCUAAAUGCAGAACAGACUGUGGAGGAGCUCAGCAAGGCCAUAUACAGCUCAGCCUCUGGCAAGACAUCAGGCAGUGAUGGCAUCCCCCCAGACCUCAUCAAGCACUGAAAGACCACCCUACUGCAGCCUUUACAUGAAAUUCUCUGUCAGUGCUGGAAAGAGGGAGCAGUACCACAGGACAUGAGGGAUGCCAAGGUCGUCUCUUUAUACAAAAACAAGGGUGAAAGAAUUGACUGCAACAACUACAUAGGCAUUUCCCUUAUCAGCGUCAUCGGCAAAACCUUUGCUUGAGUCCUUCUGAUCCGCUUGCAGAAGGUGGCUGAGCGCAUCUUCCCCGAAUCACAGUGUGGCUUCCGAGCCAAAGGUUCUAUAGUAGACAUGGUCUUCUCUCUCCAUCAACUCCAAGAGAAGUGCAGAGAGCAGCAGAUGCCACUAUAUGUUGCCUUCAUUGACCUUACCAUGGCCUUUGACCUUGUCAGUAGAGAUGGCGUCUUCAAAGCACUCUGAAAGAUUAGGUGCCCCUAAAACUACGCAGCUUGAUCGAAUCCUUCCUUUCCAACAUGAAGGGAACAGUGCAGUUCAACGGCAGUUCAUCUGAGCCUUUUGAAAUAUGCAGCGGCAUAAAACAAGGCUGCCUACUCUCCUCUGACCGCGGAACUUGGAGAAACACUCUCCACAAACAGCUAAAGCUUGGCAAGAUCGUAGAAAGUAUCCCACCACCAGACCUGAAACCACGCACAGAAGCGACCUCUUCGACAGACUGUCUCUCAGAUUAGCCUGUUUAAUCACAGGCGACACUGCUCAAGCCGAGCUGACAGCCCGGACAGAUCUACCUAUGGUCGAACCUGACCUAUGAGGGCCUAUUAAUGUGACCAUGUCCUGCAUUGCAGAGUUGGUAGAUCUUAAAACUGUGAUCAGCUUGGCUGCAGAUGAAGCAUACAGUUCUGUACACGUUGAGAUCGUCCAUAAACAGCAGUUGGGUUAUAUUGGUGCUUAUUGGUCUGAAUAACCUAUACCCUGAGUUGCAGAAAGAGACCUGGCAACUGGAUUUUAGUACAGCACAGAGACGAGGACAGUAGGCGUCACCUUGAGGAAGACCUCUAUUGAAUCUAAUAGUAUAGGAGACCUCAUUUCUACCAUAGUGACAGCCAUUAACUUGGUGUUCUAACUGGGGACUACAUGUCUUAUCACUCUACAAUACCAGUAGGGGAAGCGGUGGAUUUCCAUAAUAUUAGCCAUGGAAUCAUAAGCUUUCUUCACACCCACCCUGGCCAUACUCACGUUUGGCUUUCCUCUCUGACAGUUCAUGGUGACCAUUCUGUCAAUCAUUAGAUUAUCUGAUGUGCCACUGUAUCCUUCUUUGGCGCCUCUUUGACCACACUCCAUCAAGUAAAACUCACCAAGAUGAUUGUCCAUGGGGUUCCAGGAGACAAGUUGUACAAAUAAAGCACUUAUGGGUGUUAUUUAGACAUGUUAUCGGUCACUGGUUCUCACUCAAGAACUCUCCUGGUUUAGGGAUGAGCCUGGUUUUACCCUCUGCGAACCAAGUGAGAUUAUCCACGUUGCUCUCAGAGAUGGACAAGAUAGCUUGUGUUACACCCCAGUGGAGUACAUGUGCAAGCUUCCACCAGUAGGUUACUAGCCUGUUGGGUUCAGGAGCCAUUUCGCAUCCUUGUUACCAGUCCCACUCUUCUCCCACAGAUCCGCCCAGAAGCUGUACACCUGUUCAAUAGCCUCAAACAUACUACUGUCAUUGCCUUCCGUACUAGCACUAUUAGGUGUUUGGUACUUGGGGUACUUUUCUUCCCCACUGCCCAAUGCACUAAACUGCAUAAGCCUGCCUUGUGUCUUUUUUUAAUUGUCUUUUUUAUCUACAGAAUAAAAGUCGCAACUUGCCAACCAUAAAUACCCAAAGGGUUUUCUUUUGGGAAAACUGAAUUUUGGUGCAUUAACUUCCCCGUGGUCUCGUUUAUGUUUUAAAGAGCUUUUUCAGAUGACCAUGUUUUUGUUCUGGCAUAAAUUUUGCAGCUCGUAUUCUCACCUGGCUGAGAGUUAAUCAAAUUUUAUUUAGGCUCAUGGGAUCGCAAUUCUAGUUUGGUUUACGUUGCAAAUCCAUUAUUAUUAUUAUUAUUAUUACCGUUGUUGUUAUAUGUCCAGCUGUUGCUCUAUUACAGCUGUAUGUACUGAUUAGCAGCUUCUCUUCUUUUCAAGUUUAUUUAUUUAUUUAUUGCAAUCUAUGGAUUAAAAAACCAAAGGAUGAACUGUAAAGGAGUCCUAGACCCUAUACAAAAACAGAUCACCUAAAAAUAUAUAGAAACACAAUAAAAUAAUAGUUUCAGAAAAUACAGAAAUAUAGAAGCUACUUAAAAUCACUGAAAAAUUUCCUAACUCUAGACUUAAAAAAAUAUUUACAUUAAAGUUGAUUCAUUCAGCUCUGUGAGACUGAGAUAAUGACGUAACAUUACUUUUUUUGAAAAUGACUUUCAUUCUUAAAUGUGCAGGUGUGCAGUUCUCAUGUUUCAGAGAGAAUUUGCUCAGCGAUUAAUUGCUCAGCCUGGAGAUAAACUAUAUUGUCGCCUGUCAAUCAAUACUCAGCUGCUCGCCAGGGUCGACCACCUCAUGAAGGUACCUUCUAUUAAAUCAGUGCAAGAGAGGGUAAAGGACUCGAGAGUUCAUGCUACAUAUUAGCCCUAUAAUCCAUUUUAAUACCUCGUAUGUUAUGUUAGAUCUAGAUGAGAAUUUUGAUUCCUGAGAGGAUUAGAGGGUAGCCAAUCGGAGGUCAUGGAUUUAUCGAUGUUGACAGCUGAACAGAUUUAUCCUCUCUUGAUCACAGAUUAAUUAAUAAGUACUAGUAAUGUUUUGUUUGUGUAUGUGCAUAAAUCUGGACGUCUCUCCAUGUAGUUAUAUACUAAAAACAUUCUUCUAGCCUCUUGCAAAAGAAAACAGUAGCAUACAUGUAAUUAUAUCAACUUUUUAGUAACAUAUGAUUAAAACGUGACAGGUUGGCAAAAAUAAUUUCCGUCCUCCCCCAAAAGUUGAAUCCAGUGUGGUCAGAAUAGAACCCAAAAAUCCACCACCACCUGUUAAUUUUAAGGUAAGUUUUCAAAUUCCUACAAAUUUUGUGAUCACUAGAAAAUUAGUAGCGUUAUCAUUCAGUAAGUUCUCUUUUCAUAGCCAAAUACAGUCUGUCUUGUAGACAUUUUAUAAGAAAUCUUACGUGUGUAUUUGCUAUUAAAUAAAAGAAAAUAAAGCUUGAUGUAAUUGUUAUAUUUUGGGAAAAAUAUAAAAAGCCCCAGGCUGGGGUUAAAAAUACUCUAUGCAAUGCUUAAAAAAAUGUGCCUACAUGUACUUUACUUUUCCGAUCUCAUUUGUGAUCUCUGCCCUGCUAAUGUCAGUGUUCAACUCAUGUUUAAUUGUUCUGGAGCCUCUUACACGUAAAACUGCUGAACUGCUAGUUCAGUGCGAAAUCGUUCGGCUUCUCUGCCAUUUCCUCCAUUUGGUGAGACAGAGAGGGCUGAAGGAGCCAUGCUCGACUUCAAUAAUUCGCUGGUUGUAGUGUCGCUUCAUUGCUCGAGAAGGCCUUGUUAAUAAAGCUUGAUUGCAUUGUGUAGGUUGCUCUGAUCAUCUAGCUCAGACCACAAGCAGGUAUUCCUGUGUUCAACUGGGUUUCCUUUUGACAGAUUUUUUUAAACCUUGUCUUGUUUUGUAAGUACUAGAUAAAAUGUGCUUAAGUCUCUUUGUAUUCCUUUGCUGGUCCAUCCCAUUUUAAGACGGGGUCAUUUCCCAAACAAUAGGUGUAAUUUGUUAACUCCAGUAUCUUUCAAAUCCUCUGGGAAAGAUAGAAAGGGACAAAAUGAAACUCAAAAUCGUGGUCCCAGAAUAUGAAAAAAGUGUGAUCUUCGUGUAUGGCAACAUCACUCAAAGUCUAUCAAGAUUUUUAAAGAGCAACUAUCAUCCCAUGACAAAUCAUAAAAGUAACAUACAGGAUAAAUAUGAUGGUUUGAUCUUGUCUUCAAUCUACGUGUUGUAAUGACAGCAGGAUUUUUCUUGAAAAGAUGUGCCUACCUUACUUCUACAAAUUGAUUUUACACAUUUCCAUCCUAUAAUACAAAUCCGAUCGUUUAGUACCAUUUCAAUAUGACAAUAACAAAAAUAUUUUUUACCAAUUUUCUAUACGUUUGCAGGGUGCAAAGAAAGUCAAUUGAACACUGAACAAGAAAGACAUUUUCAUAAACAAACGGUUUGUGUAUAAAAAUGUCUUUCUUGUACAGGGUUUUUUAGGAGAUGAUGAUAAUAUACUUUCAGUCUUAACUAGAGUCUUUUUGGGAGAAAUACCAACUAGCGCGGAAUUUCGUUCUUUACUGUACAUGCAGACCACCUAAGCACUGAAUUUUGUUUGAAUUGUUACUUGGUAUUUAUUCUUUUAGCUUAACACUUCCAACUUUUGUUAUUUGAAUGAUAAUAAUAACGAUGAUAAUAAUAAUAAACUGUUGCAGAAAAGGAACAGGCGGCAAUUUUGUGGAAUAUAUCAAUUCACACCGAUAGAGAAACUAGUGGCUAAUAAACCAGAUAUCAUAGUCACUUGCCAGAUUAUAGAUAUGGCAGUCCAAACGGACCGACAUACAUCCGUUAAGGCAGUCGAGAAACUGUCUAAGUGAAAAGACCUAGAGAUUGAAGUAGCCAGAAUGGAAAAUAAAAACAGAGAUGAUACUAGUUGUUGUUUUUUGAGCUUAGGGUCAUUCAAAAACGGUUGGAAAAGUACGUUACAAAAUUCCAGGCACAGCAAGCAUCAAGAAGCAAAAAAUUACUCUUCUGGGAACAGCUCAUAUCCUUUGAAGGGUUCUGUCAAUUAAGUGAACUCUUUGGUUCCCAAGGUCCAUGGUUUGGACCCGGUGCUUCAGGGAUUUUAAUCCCUUGCUUGGUCACAAUUACAAAUGACUAUUAUGAUUAUUAAGUAAUAAUAGUAAUAAUAAUAAUAAAAUAGUAAUAUUAAUAAUCAGUCUGUUUACCUUUGACAGGAAUGGGAUGGUCUUGUGAGAAUUGCUUUUGUACGGAAGAACAAAACCCUAAAUGCUUGUUUUAGGUGAGUUGGCUCUUGUUUGCUAGCUGCAGCUCUAUGGAAAUCAUUAUUACUUGGGCGGAGCGCCAAGUAAAGGAUUCGCGACGUUCAGGAAUGUCCUAAACUUGCUUUUUUUAGACAAGAUUGGGCACGCAAAGUCCGUGAGUUUUCGGUUUGAGUCGGCUAUUUGACGAAGUGAUAUCGGGAUUAGUUCGUGAUACCUCGAGAUCACUUCGAGUUCUUUUAUUUAUUUUUUAAUUUUUCGAGGAAGAAAUAAUUGUUAUUUUUGGCUUGCCCGGAGUUUGAACCGACUUACCUGCGACCCGUCAGAUCAGAUGAGACUCUAAGUGUGCGUUCCUUUGAGAUGAUCCCGAUCAAGAUCAGUGAUCCGAGAUCACUCGGAUCAUGGUAGAUCAAAUGAACCGAUGAAUCCACUCUGGACAAGGAUUCAUGGGCUCAUGUGAUCUACCAUGAUCCAAAUGAUCUCGGAUCGCUGAUCCUGAUCCGGAUCAUCCCAAAGGAACGCACCCUAAGUUGAGGGAUUAGCCGAUUGCGUCACUGCGACCCAAGGUAGUUUGUAAUGUGAAAAUUAGCUAUAAUAUCGUGCACUAGUGGUCCUCGUGCGCUAGAUGGAAGAAAAGGGACAAAAAUAAUCGCUUGGUUGAAUUGAAAAUGAUUGAAACGAUAAAAUAUUUUAAAAGGAGCAAGUGGCGAAAAUUACUUGGUUUGCCGCUAUCUUGACUUUUGAUUUUAUUAAUUGAACGAUGGCCACAAUGGCUACAAGCGUUGCUUCGCUUUCUUCGCAGCAAAAAAAAGGCAAAGAUCAAUCAUUUGUGGUCUUCUGAAAUUAUCAAGGGAGGGCUUUGAAGAUUUCGUUUUGUUUGCCUGCUGCGUGGAAUGAAUUUUUCGUCGCGUCGCAUCCGUAGGCCAAAAAUGAAUUGGGCAACCUUCCAAGUUAUGACGCAACUUAAACCGCUGACUUAGGAUAUUGUAGUCUCGUUUUCCCAUUUAGUUCAACGUGACGCGUUUGGAUAUCUUGGCGAGGAUGGACAGUCUUUUGAGUUUUCUAUCUUUUCUUCUCAUUUUACCAGGCACAUCUUUCUCCAAAUAUUGAGUUGUUUUUGAAAGGUUUUGAUAGGAUUGGAAAGGUGAUCGUUAGAAUAUCAAUGUGUUUGUAUCUUGCACGGAGCAGCCGUCAGUCCUUGAGAACAUUUAUCGUUUGCAUCACAGCUUUUUCAAUGGAAAGGGCCAGAACAAUUUGUGUGUUUCCUUUUCGUUAAUAUCAUUUAUUUAUUUUAAUUUUGUGUUUGAAAAUUUCCCCCUAAUUAUAAAUUGUUGCUGUUUUUUAAACUGUUUUAUGACGAAUUGAAAAUUAAAAAUGCUACACAAAGACGUCUUUGUUUUGUUGAGUUUACCUAUUUUGACCCCAACAUCAAACAGCCAAUUUCAUGAUGAACGUAAUUGACGCCUUACCCAUGCCUUACACAUCUUUAAUCAGUACAUCAGACUGAUAUACUCUUUCUUUUUGAAGCCUGGUUUAAAAAACGAGUAGAGAACUCGUUUUUCACCGUUUUUAUUGUUAUUCACCACCAGUAACCUCAUAUUGUCUUAGAGGACUCCUAUUUUUGUAAGAGUUAUUGACAUCUCGUAAGUGUGGGUCAUGAAAGUGGACAGGACUGUGUGACAGUGUUUAACAUACAAAAUUAUGGCGAUAAGCAUUUUCAACAUUUUAAUACAACACAGAGAUACUUUUCAGUUUGGAAGGUUUUUAAGCUAGAAACGGAACGAUAUCUGGAGAUAAAUCUCGCAAGUGAUUAGAAUUGACGGGUCUGGCUGCAGACAAGAGUUUGAGCAAUUUUGUCAGAUUUCGAGAGCCAAGAGAUAUCAGCUCUUCACAAAUGCUUUUGGGGGAAUGGGUACGUUUGGAAUUGACUGAGCCAUUAUUAUGACGAUGCAACUAUCUCUCAGAAGAAUGAAAACCGUCACAGCCUGCUAGCAAGCUCUCCGUUUAAGGGAUAUCGAGAGAAGUCACUUGCGAGUGGUACACGAUAGGAGAUGUGGGAGCAAGGUGCGGGGAAAGAAUGUGAGAGCUCUUAGUUCCCUCCGCCCCUCACGUCUUCGCCGCUCAAUCGUGCGUUCGCUUGCCACUGGAAAUGGAGAGGUUGCUCUCAGUCCAUAACAUUUCUUGGUAGUAGUGUCUUGUUUUGGUUUAUUUUUCAACUAUAGUUUACGUUCAAAAAAUUGCAAGAAAAAUCCUGAAUUAAUGAAAAAAAUUCAUGUUGUAACGGUGACUUUGUUUUCGCGUCUGUUUUUUUCUGAAAGUUUAUUUGUAGAGAUUUGUACAUACAAUAAAUGACAUGGAUACAUAAAUCUGUAGCUCUAAUCUUGACAAGGGACAUACAGCACAGGAUUUGGAUAAAUGAUAAGCAGUUUUGAUGAGAUUGAGCGCCUCAGGCUUAAAGAGAGGAGUGUUUCGAAGUGCAAGCAAAGCAACGGUGAUUCUUUUAAGCAUUGACUGGUAUAAAAUAAUACAUGUACCUGAUAACGUGGAUCAUUUCCAAGGCAUUACGGUCUGUAGAAAACAAACAAACCUUCAGGGGCACCCAACGGCAAAAAAUUCUGUUUGACGGUGAUUGAAUUUUGAGCAUUUGUUGUAAAAUUUCUUGCUUGCCUGCCUGAAUUUUCGAACAGUUUAUUUGUAUUUUUAAGAUUUUUGUACAAAGGCCAAUAAAUUUUGAGCCUUUUCAUGGAUACAUAAGUUUUGUAGCUCUAAUUUUCGGAUUGACAAGGGACGAACAGAUGAACAGUUUUAGGGGAUAAAAAAAUGAUAUCUACCGCAGUUUUCAACAAUGCUAUGAGUGGUUUUGAGCGCGUUCAGACCCUGAACUUUGCUGCGGCUGUUAAUUCAAGCACGUCAUAUUGUAUGAAUAAUAUUGUCCAGUAAAUGGUGCGCUCAUUUUAAUCACUAUAAACAUGUAAUCACAUUAUUUGUCCUUUCGUUAACAGUUCAAGAGCUGUUACAGAAAUGUUGGAGAAAAACUACAAGAUUCACUGCUCAUUGAACGAUAUAGUAAGCAAUUUCUAAGAGUAAACUUGUUUGUUCGAUUUUUUUUUUCAUUGUACUUAAAAGGUUUUCCUUGCACAUUAAUGCAUUUGCUCUAGCAGAGGAAAAAUUACCACUGUUUUAUUUUAGAAGAGGGCUGGUGGGCCUAUAGUAAGAGAGACCUAUGGCACCGGAAAUCCAAAAUGUUUUGCAAAAAAUGUUUAUCUUUCAAACUGGUUAGCAGGAAGUAUUAGAGCGCUGGACGAGCAAUUCACUAAACAAGCAUUCCCCUAAUCGCUAGCUCGAUUUGUUCACGGCAGUCCAGAGUUCAACUCCUAGACCACUCUUGUCAGUAGCCAACUAGUUUGUCUUCAACCAACUAGGAUUCUUAACCACGUUGAUUGUUGCCUUUAAAUUAUUUGUUUCAGUCCUUUUCUCUGCCUCUUUAAUGACCAGAGGGUAAAUAAUGGAAUUGUUAUCGUUCUUAUUAUAUCCUUUUCAAAUCGUAACUUACGAAAUUCCUUCAUAGAAAUCACUUCCAAAUUAUAGAUAUAAGCUUACAAACGAUGAGGACGUAAGUUUCUUUCAAAGUGGCGAGUCGUAUGUCGUAAACGUGUUUAAAAAACUUGCAAAUUAACUUCCUAUUAAAGAAAAAAAAAUUCAUUCUAUCCUUUUAGAUGGUUGAUGCGGAUUUUGAUAUCAAAGAAAAAAUCCAAAAGCUGUUAACAGAAGGAGGUUAUGACAAAAUGCGCGCCCGUACGAUGGACAUGGACGAUUUCCUUGGGUGAGUACAAUGACGAGACCUUUAAGAUAUAAACAACAAACUAGAUAUAAUCUAUUUGUGACCAAAACGUACAAGAAAGAAAGUCGUAUGACGUGACAGAAGAAUUCCCUUAACUCACAUCAAACUGAAUGCGACUUUUGUACCACCUAUCUGCGAAGUCACUGUCCUCUCCAGGGUAAGGCCAAAAAAUAUAUUAAAUAGCACUGGCUUUUUUCCCAUGUAUUUACUUUCAUGGGCAUUUUCGGUCAUCUCAAGAUUGGAGGUAUGUAACUUACUGCCCUUCGCCAUACUUCCUUCCCUCCGCAAUCCACACAAUCAUCAUUCUUUCUUUUCUCUUAUUUUUUGUCGUUUAUGCAAAUUUAUCAUUAUUUUCAUCAUUCUUUGCCUGCCAAUUCUUCUCUUUCCUCCCUUCCCCCUCUCUUUCCUUUCUUAAGUCCACUCCCCUCCUUUUUUUUCUUCCCCACUUCCCGCCCGUUUCUCCUCUUAUUUCUUCUUUUCCUCGGGUAGAAUGAUUCUAGAAACCGUUGUUCUUAUAUGUUGUUUUUUAAUGUUUUAUAAUUUAAGUAAAUGACGCUUCAUUUUGAUUUUCAGGCUUUUACACCUCUUCAAUUCCAACGGGAUUCACUUUACGUGAUACCAUCUUAUGAUUGCCAGUUGCUGUGGUUAUGUACGACAAGGCUGCGUGUAUCAGUUACCAUAACCGUGAAAUUGCUUUCAGUCAGGCUAAACUGAACAGUGGUUGAAACUGGAGUGUUCGCACUUACCUUAUACAUACAAAUAAAUGGCUUUAUUUGUCUUUCCAGUGCUCCGUAAACCUGUUAUUUUUAUUCUUCUUAAAAUUAUACGUAAUACAGAGUCAGUGAGUAUCGUACUUUGUUAAAGGAUUAUGGAUAAGCACUUGUACUAGAACACAGUAGAACACUCUUUACUGCUGUAUUUAUCCAUAUUUGGGAGAAGUGCUUGGUGAUAGCAUUUUAUUAAGAUUAUCGACUGGAGGUCGGAACAUUAUUUGAUUUGUCUACCAUCAAAGCAGGCUUUAGUGUCGCCGUUGUAGUUGUUUGUCUGUCUGCGGUAUUUUAUCUCCUACAUCUGUAUUGGCUUGUCCUAAUCGUAAGAAAUAAAUGUGCUCUUUUCCUUCUCUCCGCCCUCCUCGGGAAGUAAAGAACCAAAUUUAACCUUUUCCGUUGAAGUAGUAAUUCAGUUAAAACUAAAAUUAAGCCACAGCCGACCCAAGAACCAGCUACGCUUGUGUACGCAUGUCCAACGACGUGCAAUGAGCGUGGUUUUUUACAACUAAAUUUAUGGUUAAAUUACCUAUAUCAAUUGAGAUCAAAUUAAAUUAAUUUGCUGAAACAAGGGGAAUUUAAAGUUGGGGUAUUUUUUAGUAAUAAAAUGCAAGCUACGUCAGAAAUUCUUGACAUUCGCGGAGUUUUCAAGCGUCGUAUUAGGGAGCGAUCAGUGAUUAUGAAACGUUAAGUGUAAAAUCUCUCCACGUAUAAUGAUUUAAACAAACAAUAAAGUAAGGUUUACAUGUAAACCGACAGGAUGAUAGGCGAGGGUCCUGUGUAAAACCGAGGUUGCUGUUGAAUGUUCCCCGUAAAGACUCAGCGCUUAACCGCAGUUACAUGUACAUGUAUCCAUGGAUGUAUAUAUUUCAAUGCCCGUAACAGGCCGAUUUCGUUUUUCCCUCUUCUUCCAUUAGUAAUGACCAGUCCCUUAAGCUGUACCCUGUGCAAAGAAAGAAAUAAUCUCGUGCUCAAACUCCUUGUUCAUCUGUACCGAAGGAGAGGGCGUCUUUAAUCAUCCUUCCGUUACAUCUAAACAUUUUUC